Molecule: messenger RNA, 4101 nt
Organism: Scomber japonicus (chub mackerel)
Lineage: Eukaryota; Metazoa; Chordata; Actinopteri; Scombriformes; Scombridae
Product: voltage-dependent T-type calcium channel subunit alpha-1H-like
Exons: 29
Coding region: 1-4101 (1366 amino acids)
Biological process (GO): sodium ion transmembrane transport; calcium ion import; neuronal action potential
Cellular component (GO): neuron projection; voltage-gated sodium channel complex; plasma membrane
Molecular function (GO): low voltage-gated calcium channel activity; voltage-gated sodium channel activity
Source: RefSeq, a predicted model, not a curated record
AUGACUGAUGGUAAGAGGCAGGAGGGGGAGCGGCAGCAACAGCCUUUGACUACACAAAAAGCACCCAAAUCCACAGAUGAGGGGAAGCUGCCGUAUCCCGCCCUGGCGCCUGUGGUCUUCUACUGCAUGAAACAAACCACGUUGCCCCGUAAGUGGUGUCUGAGCGUGAUCAGUAACCCAUAUCCUUUCUCACUGCUGGAGAUCUAUACCUGUCUGACACCCUCUAAGAUUAAAUAUGCAUUGGAUUCUUUUUUCUUUGCAUUCUUUCUAAUGGAGAUGGUCAUCAAGGCAGCGGCCCUGGGAUUCCAUGGCCAUCAAGGAAGUUACCUCAGCAACAACUGGAACAAGUUUGACUUCUUAAUCAUCUCUGGAGAGAUUUUGGAUCAUAUCUUGGCCUCUCUUGGUGUCGUGUCGGGGUUGCAUUUUUUUGAAACUCUUAGGCCGUUGCGACUGAUUGGCAGAGUACCAAGUAUGCGAAUCCUGGUGAUGGUGAUUGUCGACACCCUGCCCAUGCUUGCAAAUGUUCUUGUCCUCUACAUCUUUUUCAUCCACAUCUUCGGCGUUGUGGGGGUCCAGAUGUGGAAGGGGAAGCUGCGUAACCGCUGCUUCCUGGGUGAAGAUAUCCCCACGGAGUACAACAUGUCUCUAAGUCCAUACUAUGAGACCAAGCGUGGUAAAAAAAGCCCAUUCAUUUGUUCGACUAAUGUCAAGAAGGGAAUGUUGCACUGCAGUGAUGUGCCGCCUUACACCAAGGACGGGGUUACCUGCUCAUUGGACCCUCGCCACCAAGAUUCAGCCGGGAAGAAGAUAGUCCCUGAUGUGGUUGGGGCCAGUAGCAAUAGCUGCAUAAACUGGAACUUGUACUACAACGUCUGUCGCGAUGCGAAUGAAAACCCUCAUGAAGGAGUGAUCAACUUUGAUAACAUCGGCUACGCCUGGAUAACCAUAUUCCAGGUUGUCACACUGGAAGGAUGGACGGAGAUCAUGUACUAUGUUAUGGAUGCAAACUCCUUCUGGAGUUUUACAGUUUUGACAUUGGUCACUAUUAUGGGCUCUUUAGUCAUGAUGAAUGUGUGUGCAGUCGUCAUCGCCACCCAGUUCUCGGAGACCAUGGAAAGGGAGACAGACGAGCCGCGCUCUGGCCUGUUCAUCAAGCAGCUCUUAGAGAAGUUCAUAGACUUCAUCAUCGGGAAAUUGGGCAGACUUUUUAACAACAAGGUGAACCCCAAUGACAGUGGCAGCAGCAAAUACUCACUGUACAGGGGCACAAUGACUCAGAUCUGGAAGCCAACCAAGGAAAGGCUUAGGAGAGUUGUCAUGAGUAAACUCUUCGACCGAGCGAUCAUGGUGGCUGUUUUACUCAGUGUUCUUACAAUAGCCAUAGAGCACCAUAAGCAGCCUGCAGUGUUGACACAUGUGUUACAGUACAUCAACAUCACCUUCACCGUCAUAUUUGUAAUAGAAAUGGUCCUAAAACUGCUUGUUCUCAAGUUGGCAUACUUUAAAGACAAAAACAACAUCUUUGACUUUGUCAUCGUUAUGAUCAGCUUGUGGGAGAUAAUUGCUAAAGCUGACGGUAGGUUGUCAGCACUACGUGCAUUUCGUCUGCUGCGAUUUGUGAGACUGGUUCACUUCCUCCCUUACCUGAAGGCACAACUGCUUGUGAUGAAGAGGACCGUAGAGAAGGCAGCCGCGCUCUGCAUGCUGCUGCUGUUUGCCACCUUUGUUUUUAGUGUGCUGGGUAUGCACCUGUUUGGAUGCAAAUUUAGCUUCAAGUCGGUGCACGGAGACAUCGUCACUGACCGCAAAAACUUUGACUCAAUCCUCUGGUCCAUGGUCACUGUAUUCCAGAUUCUGACUCAGGAGGACUGGAAUUUCGUCUUGUACAAUGCCAUGGCUUCCACCUCCCCGUGGUCAGCUCUCUACUUUGUGGCUCUUAUUAUGUUUGGAAAACAUGUGCUCCUCAACGUACUUGUGGGCAUAGUUGUUAAGAGCUAUCAGGCAAAGAACACCCUCGAUGAAUCAGACUCCUCUCUCUUGCUCUAUGAGUCCUCCAGCUCUAGUGAAAAUCCAUCCAAUCCAAGAGUUAAUGUUGCAGAGUGGCGGGAGAGGUGUAACUUCCCAUGGAUCCAGAAAGUGCGCCGCUGGUGCGAAGCACGUGAAGAGUGGUCAUUUUACAUGUUGUCUCCACAGAACAGGUUUCGUAUCUGUUGCCAACAUGUGGUCUCGCACAAGUUGUUUGACCACAUGAUUCUGCUCUUCAUUCUGCUGAGCUGUGUCACCAUCGCUCUGGAGAGGCCUGGAAUAGACCCUAAAAGCACAGAGCAAUGGAUCCUGAAUAUGUCCCGUUACGUAUUCUCUGCAGUGUUUUUUGUAGAGAUGGUUUUUAAGGUUCUAGCGCUCGGUGUGGUGUUUGGGGAGGAGUGCUACUGUAAGUCUUCCUGGAACAUCAUGGAUGGUUCAUUGGUGAUUCUGUCUUUGGUCCACAUCUUUGUCUCUCUGUUGAAAAUGGACAAAGGUAACAUGUUGGGCAUGGUGAAAGUACUACGCCUGCUCCGUGCACUUCGUCCACUGAGGGUGAUCAAGCGAGCUCCAAGACUGAAGCUGGCUAUUGAGGCUCUGCUUGCCUCAGUUAAACCCAUCGGGAACAUUGUUCUUAUUUGCGGCGCCUUUUUCUUAUUCUUUGGCAUCCUCGGGGUGCAGCUGUUCAAAGGGAAGUUCUACUACUGUGACGGUUAUGACACACGAGCCAUCACCAACAGGACCGAUUGUCUGUCGGCCAACUAUCGCUGGGAGAAGAAGACGUACAACUUUGACAGCCUGCCUCAGGCUCUGAUGUCCUUGUUUGUAAUGUACUCUAAGGAUGGCUGGGUGAACAUCAUGUAUGACGGACUGGACGCUGUAGGAGUAGACAAACAGCCUGUGAGAAACUACAACAAAUGGAUGCUUAUUUUUUUCAUCUCAUUCAUGAUUGUGAGCAUCUUUCUUCUGGACAUGUUUAUUGGGGUAAUGGUGGAGACCUUCCACGAGUGUAUGCAGGACCAAAAACAAAAUGACGCCUUACAAAUCAACGAAGAACAAGUGAUAGAAGAGCAGACCAACAAAAGUGCUGAGCCAGAGUCGGUGCCGGUGCCUUAUUAUGAACACUACUCCCCCCUGCGUCGCUCUAUUCACACUGUGUGUACCAGCAGCUUCCUGGACCUCUUCAUGACUGUUAUAAUUAUCCUCAGUGUGUUGAUUAUGGCUUUCGAACAUUAUAAUCAACCUGAGCAUGUGGUGAAGCUCAUGGAGUAUUCGUACUAUGUGUUUACUGCCAUUCUUAUCAUUGAAGUCCUGCUGAAGCUUGUGGCGUUUGGUGCACUGAGGUUCUUUCAAAACAGUUGGAACCUGCUAGACCUCGGGAUAGUCGUGGUCUCCAUCAUUAGCAUCAUUUUCACAGAGAUGAAAAUGGCAGACGCUAUUCCCAUCAACCCCAGCAUCCUCAGAGUCUGCAGGGUACUGAGACUAGCACAAGUGCUGAAGGCCAAAAAGAUCAGACUUUUGCUGAAAACCGUCAUCAAGACGUUGUCACAGGUUGGAAAUCUAUGUCUGCUCUUCACAUUCUUCUUUUUCAUCUAUGCAGCCUUAGGAGUGGAGCUGUUUGGCAAGCUAGAGUGCACAGACGAUUACCCGUGCCGUGGCUUAGAUCGACACGCCAACUUCAAGAACUUUGGGAUGGCCCUGCAAACACUGUAUAAAGUCUGCACAGGAGACAACUGGAGUGCCAUUAUGAAAGACACGCUGCGGGAAUGUCGCCCCACUCACAACUGUGUGAGUUACCUCUCCGUGGUCUCACCAGUCUACUUCACCAGCUUUGUUAUUAUGGCUCAGUUUGUGCUGGUCAACCUGGUGGUGGCGGCAAUCAUGCAAGCACUGGAGGAGAGCAACGAGGUAAAGGAACUGCAACCAUUUAGACGUAGAAAGCACAUAAACAUACAGCAACUCCACUGUCAUGCUUUAUUCUACAGUUUGGAGGAGGAAGAGCAGGACACUACGCCGCUCCCGUCAUCUGUAGGGGAGAACGCUGGAUCCAACCCCGUCUCCAGCUCCGGCUCCAGCUAA